CAUCACUUCCUGACUCUAUCCUCCGCCAGCCCGUCUUAGUCCACUUUGGCAAUCAUUAUUGCGCCAGUGUGUGCUGCGCUCCAUCUUUUCGUCGCUGUUGCCGGUGGCCCCUUGCCUUCAUUGGCUCGGCCGUUGUGUUGCUUCCCAGUCUCAGUCGUAGCUACCCUUCCUGCGGCUUGCCUACCCUUUCGCUGACUUGCUUCUGCUUUCGCGUCGCCUCCCUGCUUGCUGCAUCGGGCGGCUCGUCGCUAUGGGUCCCUGACAUCAAAAGGCCGAGCCUCGAACCGCGUUGGAUCCAAGACAAGACCGUCGAAGUUGAGUUACUAUUGAUGAAAUACAGGAGCAGUGAUCAGCUAUCGUUGGCAGCCACGAAACUCUACCUGCCGAUGCUCGGCUGACUGCGUCUUAACCCAUACAUCUGUGUCAUUUGCUUCCUGAUUGCUCCGGACUAUCUUUCUUGAUUGGCAUCUCCUCGCACAGUCACCGUUUGAGACGGCGUUGGUGGUGAAGGCGACCUUCACCAUCCCAAAAGGUUCCACCCUUCAAGACGGCCCUCAUUCCAAACCCCAAUUCAGUUCAAGGCUCCAAAACAUCAAAGAUGCUCCUCGCUUCUUGACCAUUCUUGAUCCUUUUUUUGUUGCGAUGCUCGUUACUGCCAGACUUAUCCACCACGCCUCGUCAUCCGUUGUCAGCCACUUCAACUCAACACCUGGGACCGGCUUUUAUCUCAUCGACACCUCGAUGCCGUACCCUUCCUCACCACCAAUACUCACCUGACCUCAGUAAACCUUCAUCGAAGCCUUCGCCUACCGAGCCGUCCUGUCUCAUGUCGUCCAUGUCUGCUCUUCGCCGCGGUGUCGGGAGCCUGGACUGGUCAAAUUCAACUACCAAAUCAAGCUUCGACUACCCUUCUGCAUAUGGGUUCAAGAGGCGGAACACCGACGAUACCUCCUUCAGCAACGGCUUGCCUACACCUCCCGGAUCAAGGGCCAUGGCCGGAGUGUCACUCGGGGACAGCUAUCCUGGCUUCCCCAGCCAUCUGUCUCAACACAAGGGGGACUUCUCUCAUAACGCAGUUGGUGCCUCUCAAGGGCAUAGAGGAUUAUCGCUAAAGAACGGCAACUCUCACGCUUUGGUAUCUGCCUCAAACAACAACUCCGACUCUUAUUUCCGCCCAGCCGUUGAUCAGAACAAUGUCAAUGUCAAUGCCAUUGCACCUCAUCUCCAAAUACCGGAGUCAGUUAACAAGAGCAAGGGCAGCCUGGCAGAAUUUACGGCUGAAAUCACCUGUCUGUUCUGGUUCGAGACUGCAAGCACAAUACAAUAUGCAGAGGAUUUGCCGAAGGACCAUCCUGUGGACGGAGGACUACUUCCGGAUGCUAUACCAUCAAUUGGGUUUCGAAAGUGGGUGACAACUAUCAUCAGCACUACCCAAGUCGGCAAGAACGUGAUUUUACUGGCGUUGAUGUUUAUUUAUCGGCUGAAGAAAUUCAAUCCAAGCGUCAGUGGAAAGCGUGGGAGUGAAUACAGGCUUUUGACCAUUGCUUUGAUGUUGGGCAACAAGUUCCUCGACGACAACACCUACACAAACAAGACUUGGGCAGAGGUCUCUGGGAUUUCUGUCACAGAAAUCCACAUCAUGGAGGUGGAAUUUCUCAGCAACAUGAGAUAUGAUCUUUACGCCUCGGCCGAAGAGUGGAACGAAUGGAAGGCCAAACUCGGAAGGUUUGGCGCGUUCUAUGACAAAUCAUCACAGCUCCGCCUCACAGAUGAACCCAGAGGCACAGCUCCUGUCACUCCAACUUCACAAACUUUCUCUCACAAGUUACCCUCGCCGCCAUCACCUCAGCAUGCGGUGCACUCCUUUAUGCGGUCACCUCUGAACAAUUCUUACCCGUCUCUACCACAUCCUGUGCCUUCUUCAGCACAAUUGCCGAGCUCCCCGCUCCGGGAGCAAUAUGGAUCAGGUCUUCAACGGGAAGAGAGAAAGCGGAGUCUUGACUUCUCUGCAGACCUGCCACCAGCCAAAAGACAGCAGUAUCCCACUCCGAUGCAGAGUGGAGGCAUUGGCCAUGCGAACACUCUUCCAUAUCCGUCAAAUGGUCUCAGGGUUCCUCCCAUUCACAGCAACAUUCUAGAUCCGAGCCUGUCUACUCUGCCGCUGGAAAUUCCGAGGCUCGAUGUCCCCAGGGUUCCUCCUCCUGCUCAUCCCUCAACCCAAGUUGCUCCGCCAUCAAUGCCAGUCAGCCGAGCAAUGGCGAGUGUAUAUCCGAGCGCAACUGCUGGUUAUCCUCAGCCUGUAACUCCCAUUUCCGCUAUUCCCCAGAAUCUAUUCCAGAACCCUAUUCCGAACCUUGGCGAUGGAUCAAGAUCGAUUUCGAAUUAUCCUUCGGCUCAUACGUCUCCAUCGAAUGGCUUUAAUACUACGACUUCUACACUUCCAGGCCUUUCACCUUCAUACUUCUUGACACAUCGGACUUCGCCAUACCGGCCAGUACGACAUGUCAACACCCUCCUAUUUCCACCUCCCUCUACUACUCUUCAGGCUCCUGUCAGGAACAUCCCCUAUGAUCAGAUUCAUUAUCAACCCUUGGGCAAAGCUGCUUCUGAGCGGCGCACUGGCCCACUUCCUUUUAUGCAAGCGGACGGAUGGCAAAGGAGCAAUACUUCAACACCUCUUGCUCAUCCGCAAUAUCAUUUUUAGGUCAUGGCCGCGGAAAUUGUUUUUCUUUCAUCAAUUCCUCUGUGUCGCACUUUUCAGCGACCAAUGAUUUGUGCAUAGCGUGGCGGUUAUCCAUUUUUCUGUACGCAGUACUCAGUAUCAGCGAUAUGCAUUUCAUGGGCGUUGGGAGGGCUGAAAUAAAAGGCACAAAACAUGACGGCAUACGAGCCGGAUGCACGCCGAGCAAUUCGAUAGAAGGGGUUGUACACAAUUAGAUGGUCUAGCGUAGGACACCCAAUGCAGCAAUAAGCUGCACCAAGCAUCAAAGGAGAAUAGAAAGAAAAUUAAUUUGUCUCCCAUA
Molecule: messenger RNA, 3023 nt
Organism: Exophiala xenobiotica
Lineage: Eukaryota; Fungi; Ascomycota; Eurotiomycetes; Chaetothyriales; Herpotrichiellaceae
Exons: 1
Coding region: 827-2704 (625 amino acids)
Biological process (GO): regulation of cyclin-dependent protein serine/threonine kinase activity
Cellular component (GO): cyclin-dependent protein kinase holoenzyme complex; nucleus
Molecular function (GO): cyclin-dependent protein serine/threonine kinase regulator activity; protein kinase binding
Source: RefSeq, a predicted model, not a curated record